ACUUUAAAGAGGACGUCCAUCCAAGCAUAAUAUUGUCUGAAUGAGAAGAGAGAAAAAAAAUGGCGUGGAAAUCGGACGUAAAUUAAGAAAGUUGUGAUAAUGUUUCGCUAGUUGAAAACUUCAUAAAACGGGAUGGCGGUUACUACAUACUGAUUCCUUUCAGGUUGCAUGGACCUAUUAACGUCGAGAAAACAGAAGAUAUUCAUUGGAGCCAAUCCAUGGUAUUUUUUCUUCAUAGCUCAUUGACCAAGUGUAUGAAUAUGAGAGUCCAUCUAACACUGGAGGGUAACUACUGAAUUUCCCUUUCCCAAAUUGGGAAGAAAUAUCAGCAACUUUUGGGCUAUAUUUGACUGGUGGAAGGAUUGUGGCUAUUUUACUGUUUCAGGUGAUGAAUUUGAUCCCUCAGGAGGCGAAUUCGAUUUAUUUUGAAAAUGAGCCGACCGAGGUACCCUUUUCCGCAUAUGGAUUGUGAGAUAAUAUCCUAUGCACUGGUAGAAACAUUCGACCCCCGAAUUUCGUCCUUAUUUUUUAAUGAUUUUUUGAAGUGCCACUUUAACACACGAAAAUUUCCCAUAGACGCCGAGUCUAUGGGAAAUGUUUUGGACCCGUGAGAGCAUCAGUUAUAUAUGUAUUGAAAUAUCGUCUCGACCCCGGGGGGGGGGGGGGGCCACUUACAUUGACGAGUGGAUACCAUGCGCGACCAAAAAAACACGUAAAAAGGAUGUCUUUUUCAAGAUAGGGCACGUUACGUACGUAACGUGAUAAGGGUGUCAAAAACACAAAAAUAAUUUUAAAAGGGUAUCUAUUUCGCUAGGAAAGUUACGUGUUUAGGGUCAAAUUUGCGGGGAUGAUAAAACAAAAUUAAAAUAUUUUAUAAAGGAUGUCCUUUUUGCCCCAACACUACGUGUUUAGAGUCCGAUUUGCAUGAGGUAUGGAAGCUUGGGGUCGUACUAAACCAAAAUUGAUGUGUAAAGGUAAACCAACGACCGAAGGACCUGUGACAACAAAAUAUUCCUGUACUUAUUUAGGGGUUCGUUUCAGGGAAUACUUGCCAAGACUAGAGUAUCGUUUUGUUCCCAAUACUUGUUAAGGGUAGGGUUUCACACGCCAAUACUAAAAGCUAGGUUUUCAUUCCACUAUUCUUUAACAAAAAUAACUCGACCUUGUAUUCAGAUGUCGAAUAGAGACAUGAUAUCACGUGACAGUAUCAAUACAAAGAAAUGUAACUAUCCGACUGGGGGCUUUCAGUCGUAUUCGACGGUAGAUAUCAAUAAUAAGAUAAUGGCCACAUGAAGGCCUCAGCGUCUGGCAUAUUCGUUAGCCACUUCUUCAAAAUGACCAACACUAAUCAAGCCGAGAAUGCCGCUUGACUGCUUCAUAUCAAUCAAUGCUUAGUGUUUUGAGCGUCUCACUUUUCAACCCAGGAAUCAUAACAUCUCUAAAAUCAAUCCAGGUUGCAUGGCAUGGAACUGUAAAAACUAAAUUAUCAGCUUCAGCUGGUCCUGUCUCUUCGGUCGCCUGAUGAUGCUGCAUUUUCUGUUAUUUGACAGAUGAGUGAAAGGACGAAAGAACAGACCAUAUUCUGUCCUGGAUCGAGGGUAUAUAAUUAUGAAGCUGGAGGGACGAACUUAAUGUUGACACAAUUAAAAUCUGUUUUGGCUUGAAAAGAAGUCUUGACAAGUGUGUGUGUUUAAAUGUCACCAUCUGACAGGACGUGACCAGGGCUCGAAUCUCCAACCUCUGCAUCAAUUUAUAGCUUCCUCAUUGUAGCUUGGAUCAUACAGUCGCACACCACACCGCCCAGGAAAACAUUGACGAGCAACGUCUUGACCAAGAAAGAUCUGGAAUAUAUAUCCCGACCCGGAUCGAAAGACGCACAUGUACAAACUAAGAUGGUGGAGGAGUCGCACAGACCGUCAUUGAGAAGGUGGCUCAUUCUCGCAGGCGUGUCCCUGACCUUCUUCCUCGAGGUAGGGGUCCUGAAGAGCUAUGGUGUCUUCCUGAACGAUAUCACCAGGGACCUUGACACGACCACUGGAUUAGUGGGACUAGUCUCGGGACUUGCUCAAGGAAUUAUGUAUUUGUUAGCUCCAGUGAGUAGGUUCUUGAUGAAACAUUUUUCCACACGACAGGUUUUCAUCACCGGAGCAAUAAUUGGUAGUUCAUCCUACAUAAUAGCUUCCUUUUCAUCAUCAGCUUUGCAAUUUGGAAUUUUUUUGCUCUUAUCAGGUACCGGCUACAGCUUGGUGGCGUUUCCUGCUCAUGCAUUCCCGGUUCAGUACUUCCCAGAUAAAUUCGAAUUAGCUUCCAGCAUCAUCGCGACAGCUGGAGGUCUCGGCAUGAUGGUGCUCCCUGUCAUAGCGGAGCAAUUUAAUCGCAUCUAUGGUUGGCGGCAAGCCAUGUUACUUCUUGGUGCUGUCAGCCUACACAACAUCCCCAUCGGCGCGUUGGUGAAGACAAAGGAAAGUACUUCCGGGGCAAGGACACCGUCACCGAAUGAUGAUGAUGUGGUGCACCAUGGAAAUGAAUAUUGUUCUACAAGUGUCUCGGAACCACUUUUAAAGUCAACGUCAGUCGACUGUCAAGCUGAAACAUCAUGUGGUGAGUCAUCGAGCGGCUGUAGAAGAGAUGAUUAUGAUGGAGAUAAUCACUUGAAUGCACUAAGUAACACCAAACCGAAUACACAGUCAAAGGAUACUUCAAACCAUCUCCUUAAAUAUAAUAACUCUAAGACAUCGAAUGUGAUUUCCAAUUCAAAGACAAUUGUCACCGAAAAAGAGACGGGUAGUGUCAACAACAGCUUACAAGAAUCACUCUGGCAAUCGUUGAAAAUUCUUACAGGAUUUGACCUGGUGGAAAAGAAGCCAGAUGUUUUGAGUAGUAUAUUCGCCAUACUUACGCUAGGCAUGUCUUACAGUGGUUGGAUUAUAUUUGUCGUGCCAAACGGCAUCGCCAAAGGAUAUCCACUGGAAACGUCGAUACUUCUUGCAGCAGUCGGGGGAGGAUCCAAUAUUUUUGGACGUUUCAUCAUAGGGUUCGUAAGCAAAUGGCAACUUUUCUCAAAUCAAACGCUAUUUGUUAUGUUAUGCGUUGUGUGUUCCGUAGCAUACGCAAUGAACAUCUUAUCAACUCAUUUUUGGACCUUGUGCGUUCUGGCGGUCAUAAAUGGAAGCACAUUAGGUGCUAUGACAACAAUGCUAUCAUUUCUUGCCAGGGAUGUAGCACCUGACGGGGACGUAGAGGGCGUGAUAUCUCUGUUUCUUGUUGCUCUAGGAGGAGGUCUUCCUCUCGGUGGCUAUGCUGUUGGUUGGCUAUUUGACAGAUCCAAGUCCUAUGACGUGCCUUUCAUGUUUCUUGGGUCGGUCGGCCUUGUCUCAGCCUUUUUUAUCAUCAUCCCAAGCAUCCCCAAUACGUGCUGUUGUGUCUACCAGUCAAUCUGUAACGCCGUCUUCACGAAAUGAAAUUCGGAAGGUUCCAACUGCUACAGCUUUUUCUGAUACGACACUACAAAAACCAUUGACUCUUUUUCCGUAAAAUAAUAUCUACAUGUAUACUACCCCUACUACUACUACUACUACUACUACUACUGCUGCUGCUGCUGCUGCUGCUGCUGCUGCUACUACUACCUCUACUACUGCUACUACUACUAAUACUACCACCACCACCACCACUACUACUACUACUACUACAACUACAACUACAACUACUACUACUACUACUUCAACUACUUCUACUACUACUAAUACUCCUACUGUCACGUGGCGAGUGAUUUUUUUUAUUAUUUACCUACUGCUGCUUGACACAAAAUAAGGAAUACGUAAAACUGAUGAAUACGGUUAUCAAAAUAUUGAAUCAAAUCUCUUAAAUCAUUAUUUUGUUUCCUUUUGAUUUGUUUUACAAUAAUUGUACAUGAAAAUAUACAAAUUGCUUAUAUAGCGCUCAACAUCAAAAGUCUCUAAGCGCUCUUCAUAUGCAGCGGAACUACCCUGGCUUUAGCAGAGCAGCGGUUACGUGUUCAGCGUUUUUAGGAAUAAAUUCCUGCCAGCUAGGUUACCUCACCCAUUUACCUCACCUGGGUUGAGUGCAGCACACUGUGGAUCAAUUUCUUGCUAACACAAAAACUGCAUUUAUACCAGCUACAGUCAUUCUCACUUUUGGACAUGGUAGAUGUACUAUACAAGUGCUUCAUGGACCCUCCAGGACAUUUUAUACUUUGGCCGAGUCAAUGAAUAAGAUGUAGGCCUAGUCUAAGUAAAACUCGUUUGUGUGAGUGUGUGAGUGGGGAGGGUUGUGAGGGUGUGUGUGUGUGUGUGCGUGGCUCACAUAUAUGUCAUGAAUUUUGUUUUCUAUUAUUUGUUAAUUUCAUGUUUAUGUUCUUUCCAUGUCUCAUCUGGUUUUGAAUAUGUUACUAUCAAAUCGUUUAAGCGCGUAAAAUACUUUCGCUCCCGGAUUUUAUAUUAUCAUAAUUCCGUGGCCAUCUUUCAAACAACAAUAUACCAGGCACAUAAUCAAGUCUUUUUUCGUCUUUUAUUGUCUGGCGACGUUGAAACAAAUCCCGGUCCGAACUAUAAAUUCCCUUGUGGUCAUUGCAAGAAACCCGUUAAAAAUAACCAAAAUGGACUGUUGUGUACCACUUGUCAAAAGUGGUAUCACACUAAAUGUCUUGAGAUCUCUUUAAAGGAAUAUACUAGGCUGUAUCAAAACCCAAAUGAGAAUUGGAUAUGUUUAACCUGUUCAUUGCCGCCAUUUUGUGACUCCAUUUUUACACAAUCCUUGAUUGAUGUUCAACCCACCUCAACAGUUAAUGCACCUCCUAUCCCUGAAUUUAACACACCUAGUGGAAUUGAUAAGGCUGUUUUAUGCAAAUCAUUUAAUGAUAUAUUUAAAGCAAAAGGGUUGCAUUUCGUUCAUUUAAAUAUCAGAUCCAUUUUAUAUAAAAUUCCUGAACUACGCGUCCUUCUCUGCGAAAGUAGAAUUUCAGUAAUUGCAAUUACUGAAACAUGGUUGAAUUCGUCCAUAAAUGAUGAAGAAAUUUAUAUCGAUGGUUAUUCUAUAUUAAGACGAGAUCGUGCAGGCGACCAUGGUGGUGGGGUCUGCCUUUAUAUUAGAAAUGAUAUUGCAUUUAAUCUAAGAGAAGAUCUUACACCUGAUGGUAUUGAAUCAUUGUGGAUCGACAUUCUAUUACCACAUACAAAGCCUAUUACUUUAGGUGUAGUCUACAGACCCCCGAGAGACAAUCACUUUAUUGAUUCUCUCCCAGAUAUAUUGGACAUAUUAACAAAAGAUGAUGAGGUUAUACUUUUAGGGGACAUGAAUAUUUGUCUAUUACAACAAGCGGCACUGACCAAAAGAUACAAGAAUAUUUUGAAUUUAUAUGGUUUGAGCCAACUUAUAACAAAACCCACCCGAACUACACCUACCACUUCUUCAUUAAUAGACCAUGUAAUUUGUAGUAAAGAAGAAAAUAUUUGUCAAAGUGGUGUUUUUGAAAUUGGCUUAAGUGAUCACUAUUUAACGUAUUGUUCAAGGAAACUUAUCAGGCCUGUAUUCGGGCAGCAUAGAACUAUAAGCAUUCGAUGUAUGAAAAACUAUUGUGAAAAUGAUUUUAAUUUCGUUUUAUCUCAAAUCAAUUGGUCUGUUAUAUUUGAAUGUAAUGAAGUAAAUAUUGCUUGGUCACACUUCAAAAGUAUUUUCAUGUCAGUAGUUGAUAAGUGUGCACCUCUAAAACAAGUAAGAAUUAAGCAAAGAACAGAAAGAUGGAUGAACAGUGAAAUUAUUGGUUUGAUAAGACAACGAAAUAUAGCUUUCAGGAAAAUGAAAAAGGAUAUUGGUAAUUUAGAACUCGAAAGGAAAUUUAAACUAUUGAGAAAUGUGGUACAAAGGAAAGUGAGGAAAGCUAAAGACGAAUUUUUCCAAAAUCAAAUUGAAGACAAUAAACAUGAUUCUAGGAAAUUAUGGAAGAAUCUCAAAGAGUUUAAAAAACAAACAAAAAAAUAUUCAGAAAAGUGUUAUUAAUAUUGAAGGGGAAUUAUGUCAUGAUAAUCUAAAGAUAGCCAACGAAUUUAACAAUUAUUUCACAACAGUGGCCGAUAAAUUAGCUUGUGAGCUCCCCAUUACGGACAGAAGUGAGUUUGGGGCCGACAGUCCUAAUUAAAAAAAAACUAUACGACAAUAAAGGUAUACAAAGAGGCUGUUUUAAUUUUUCUCCUGUCACAGAAAAGUUUGUAUUAGAUGAAUUAUCCAAGUUGAAAAUAUCAAAAAGUACCGGACUUGACUUGGUUCCUGCUAGAUUUUUAAAGGAUGGUGCAAAAAAUGUCUUUAUACCUUUAACUUACAUUAUUAACCUAUCUAUUCAAAUUGUACAUUCCCUGAUGAAAUGAACAUCGCUAAAGUCACACCACUACACAAAAAGAAAGACAAAACUCACGUUGGGAAUUAUAGACCUAUUAGUGUGUUAAGCAUAGUGUCGAAAAUUUUGGAGAAAUGCGUGUAUUCUCAAAUUGAGAAAUACUUUAAAGAAUACAAAAUCAUAUAUGAAUUUCAGUCUGGUUUUAGGAAUGGUUAUUCUACUGAAACAUGUUUAAUUCACUUGUUGGAUUUUGUUAGGAAUGAAAUUUCCGAAUGCCGUUAUGUUGGGAUGGUUCUUCUUGACUUACAAAAAGCAUUCGAUAUGGUUAAUCAUGAAAUACUCUUAAAGAAAUUAGAAGUGAUGGGUUUGAAUUUAGCAUGCUUGAAUUGGUUUAGGUCUUACUUGACCAAUCGCCGUCAAGUGGUAUCCAUGCAAAAUGUACUUUCAUAUUCUAUGCCUAUAAAGUGUGGAGUUCCACAGGGGAGCAUAUUAGGUCCAAUUCUUUUUAUGUGCUAUAUCAACGAUAUGUGUAUUUGUGUUAAUGAAAGUAAAUUACUUUUAUAUGCAGACGACAGUGUUUUACUCUACUCUGAUACAAGUCCUAAGCUGAUCGGUUAAAAAUUUAGUUUAGAAUUAUCAAAUUGUGUUAAAUGGAUGACAGAUAACAAGCUUAGCUUACAUGUUGGUAAGACUGAAAGUAUUUUGUUUUGUUCGCGGGGUAAGUCUAAGCAUACAGAUGAUAUCAAUAUAUACUAUAACAAUCAAUUAAUUAAGAGACAGAAUUCCGUGAAGUAUUUAGGCCUGAUAUUAAAUAGUGAUCUCUCAUGUACAUCUAUGGUUGACUCUAUUGUCAAAAAAGCUAAUGCUCGUUUGAAAUUUCUAUACCGGUACCAAAAUUGCAUGAAUACGAAAUCCAGACGCAUUUUAAGCUUUUCAUUAAUACAGUGUUUAUUUGAUUAUGCUAAUGCAGCAUGGUACUGCAGUCUUGGAAAGGUUGAUCAAAAAAAGUUUAUAAUUAUUCAAAAUAAGAUUGUUAGAUUUAUUACUUGCUUACACCCAAGAACACAUGUUGGGAAGAAUGAAAUCGAAAAAGCUGGCCUUCUUCGCAUAGACUUGAGGUCGCAACAACUUAUACUUCACCAUGUUCAUAAAAUUUUCUAUUCAAACGAAUAUCAUUACAUAUCAAACAAUUUUACACGGUCAUCUAAUAUUCACGGGCAUGAAACAAGAAGUAGUCUGUUUAACUUUGUUGUACCUAUGAGAAAAGGUCAAAUUGGUAAUACAUUUUAUUAUAAAGGUAUACAUUUUUGGAAUUCCCUCCCUAAUCAUGUUAAAUCGGUUAAGACUUUUACACAAUUUAAAAGAGUAUUGAAACAACACUUAAAAAAUGUCUCCACUCUGUAAUGUUAAAUAUUCUUUCUAAUUUCAUGUGUAUCGUGUAUAGUCUUAUAUAUAACUAUUUAGUUAUGAUUUAUUUAAUCAACUUGUUUCACAUUGUUUCAUCAUAUUUUGUUGUUUGCGUGAAAGUUUGAUGUCAAACUUAUUGUACUUUUUCAUAUCUUAGGUUUUAAGAUUCAUGAAUCUUGUUUUAGUUACGAUGCAUUUAGCGCUACUUAAAAACUGAUUAUUAGUGUAAUUCUCAUGUGUAACUUAGAAGUAAUGAUCGUUUACUCAACCUGUUUUACAAUUAUUUUAAUCAUAUUUUGUUGACUGCGUAAGUGUUUUUCAUGGCAAACUUAUUUGUUUUUGUCUUUUUAUAUAUUAAGUUUUACAAUUCAUCGUGUAAAUUUGGUGGUCUAGACUUAAUUGAUGUAGUUUGUAGAUUUCUAUAGGUGUUUUUUCAUAGAUGUACAUUGUCUUCAAUUACUGAUGUAAGGACCCCAUUGGAAAUAAGCCAUCUCGGCUUUCAUGGGUAAUCCUGUCAAGGUAUACACUUCUGUUUAUAAUUUCCUUGUACUUGUAACAUAGUUACCUGACAAAUAAAAUCAAUCAAUCAAUCAAUCAU
Molecule: messenger RNA, 8354 nt
Organism: Lytechinus pictus (painted urchin)
Lineage: Eukaryota; Metazoa; Echinodermata; Echinoidea; Temnopleuroida; Toxopneustidae
Product: monocarboxylate transporter 7-like
Exons: 4
Coding region: 1893-3461 (522 amino acids)
Biological process (GO): transmembrane transport
Cellular component (GO): membrane
Molecular function (GO): monocarboxylic acid transmembrane transporter activity
Source: RefSeq, a predicted model, not a curated record